Messenger RNA from Aedes albopictus (Asian tiger mosquito), 8552 nucleotides. RefSeq lists its product as uncharacterized. Bases 345 to 6692 code for a protein of 2115 amino acids. Lineage: Eukaryota; Metazoa; Arthropoda; Insecta; Diptera; Culicidae. The transcript is spliced from 2 exons. The record is from RefSeq and is a predicted model, not a curated record. Gene Ontology annotation, molecular function: protein binding.
UUUCGGGCAUUACCGAACCGUGUGGCAGCUAUGAUGGUACUACGAGCGCAAAAUGAUUAAAAUUGACAAAGUGGAAGUGCUCGUGAAACACUGAGUGGAGAAGCAGACUUUGUCUCAUAUGGAACGUAAUUCCAGACGAGAAGAUAAAACGAAGACAGAUGGAUAAAGCAUGUUAUUUAAGAAAAAUCAAGAAAUUUAAUUGAUGAAUGUUUGGCAUGUAUGGCAAGUGUCAGUUAUGUGAAGAGUGUUUGCAAAGAACGUGUGAUUGGUGCCUGACAGAAAAAAAACUGGUGAAAAGUACAGUCAAUUGAGGUUCGGACACUACACCAUAUUGUAUAUUCAUAAUGGCCUAUCCGAAACUGGAUAUCAUAGAUCCAGAAACCACGCCGCUUGUGGCGUACGAAAGCAGCAUCAAAUCUGGAACUCACGGUGAUGUGUAUCAAAAACAGUUAGCUCAACUUCUUUUGCUUAGGUUGGCACGAGAAGGGAAGGAUUUCAACCUGGCUUACGAACUGACAUCCGCGGAUAAGUUUGAUGACGUGGUACUGUACGAUAGUACAGCCAAACAAUGGAUUUUUCUACAAUCAAAACAUGCCGACGGCAAAGAUUCAAGGAUAGAUCUCAAUGGCUUGCUCCCAAAAGCAAAUCGGGAGAAAGGAGACUUCAAUUUGUACAAAUAUUUCAUUUCGUUCAUGCUAAUUCGAGACAGGUUCAAAGGCAAACUUAAGUUUCUGCUGUUUACCAAUAAAAAACUUGAUGAAAAGUUGGAAACCGCAGAAGAUUGCAUGUCGAUCGAUGAUCGAGAUGUUGACAGAUAUCUCCGUUUUACUUUUGAAGGAGCAACCCACAAAGUUCUUACACCGACUGAAUCGACAGUACAAUCAAUAAUGGAAUACGCCAACAAAGAUUUUUAUUCCCUGAAGGACGCUAUCAAGGAACUUUUUACUACAGGAACUAUUUCAAACGAGUUGCGGAAAUACAAAGCUUAUUUAAGGGAUAUUUUGAAGGAGUCGGAAAACAAGCAAAUAAGUUUCGAAUAUACCUUCAACGACUCACUGAUUCUCAUUGCUAAAUUAUACAAAGUGCUUCAACCAGAGCUGCACAAUAUGAAACCAAUUGUUAAGCCACCAGAAUUUAACGUCAAUGAACCGGAAUAUGAGUAUGCAAGCUGCCCUCUAGUGGAAGGUCAGGAUUUCGAGCACCUGGUUGCCGCCAUCAAAGAUCUCUUUCGUAGCGGAACUGUAUCUGAUCAUUUAAAAAAGUACGAAAAUCUUUUAGCUUUGAUUUUAACAACAAUCGCAGAUGGUCAGCUAGCAUUCAAAGAUACGUUCAAUUGGGAUCUAAUUUGUAAAGCUGCAUUGUAUAGCAUGUUGAAGGCUGAAAUGAGUGACAUGAAUAAGGCGGUAACUACGAAGCAGAAACUCUUCGAUGGAAAAGAUUCACGGAACAAAACCCAUCCAGUAUUAUAUGCGGACGCAUCUGACGUGAGACAUUUUUUUACGCUACUCACAUUAUCAGCGCACCAACCACAUUAUUUGCAACCCUUCAUCGUAGAGGAGUUGCACUUGUGGAUGAGGCAGUGGCUGCGACCCGACGUUUUAGGUAAGCUAACCGAAGUCGAUGAUAAAAAUGCGGUGAGAGAUUUGGAUGAUUAUUUCGACGCAGCGCUUCAGUGCGAACAAGGUAAUUCCAAACCAUAUUUGAAUCAAUUUUUUUUAACGGAGUAUUGUAGCAAGCUACGGUCUAAAAUAGUAGAACGAAAUCCAGUAUUAAAUGACACCAAUCAGUUAUAUAUCAACAGAGUGAUUACUUUUGAAAAAGAGGAGAAAGAGGUGCAUCAACCAGCAACCUUGAAAGCUCCUCAUUUUGAUGGAAAAAAAAUAUCUCAAAUACAUCGCGGUUUCAGAAGAUUUGCUUUACAUAAUUAUAACACUAGAAAACCUGAGCUUGAAAUGAAUAACAUAUUAUCACAUGUAGACAAAAUUAUGGUUAGUUCACUCGUAGAAAAAAUUAAAAAUGUAAUACAUGAUAGAAUAUCGCUCUCUAAAACACCAGAUGAAGAAAUGUCAGAUAAUCAGUUUGCAGCCAAUCUGAGGACUAAGUUUUUAUAUGAUCAGUGUUUAGUUUUGACUGCGGACCCUGGGAUAGGCAAAACUGAACUUCUUCAAUAUGUUGCCCUAGAGCACCAAAAACUCCAAUCAGGAGCAGUUUUCUUAUUCUACCUGAACAGAAUACAAGAUUCAAAGGAUUCUUCAUUGGAUGUCCUCAGAUCUACGUUAUCUAAAAAAAAUGUUGAACUCAUACAAAACGUUUUGGAUGAAAAAAUUGAUGAUCACAUUACGAUACUGUUUGAUGGGUAUGACGAAAUACAUGAGAAAAAUCGAAACAAAAUAGAGAAUCUCUUUGCAUUAUUUAUGAAAUCAAAACAAAUUCAGCUUGUUAUAAGUGCCAGAAGUCAUAAGAAACUUUCAUUGCAGAGCUUUUUUCAGAAACACAAAUUGAAUGUCAGAUACUUUUCAUUGGAGUCAUUUAGCAGUAAGAAUAUAACUGACUAUCUUGCACAAUCUUGGAAUGAAAACGGAAAAUGUGAUGUUAACCCAAAAUUUAUUACGUAUUCUAAAUUUCUAAUCGAGAAAUUUUAUAGAUUGUGCAGAGUUCCAUUAAUGACCAAAAUGGUUUCUGAAAUUUACAAAUCACGCUAUAAGCUGUAUCAAUCAUCAUAUAUGACCGACGAAGACAUUGAAAUAAACUAUUUGGAUAAGGAGUUUUUAGAAGUUGAGCAUAUUUAUGAAAAAUUUAUAGAAAAAUGUUUAGAAGUAAAGACAGAGGCUGCAUGUGAUGGUAUUGGGAAACUCGACUCGAACAAACGAAUUUUGGAUGGAUUUUAUGUUAACCAUCAAUUACUGGCAAUUAAAUGUAUUGAUGUUGAUGAGCUUAAAUUUAUCUUCAGAAACCCCAAAUACAAAAAAAAAUUGGAUAUCAUUCAAACAGGUCUUAAAAAACAGUUUGAAAAAUCCAUUCUUGUAAAAUUUGUUGACGAUAAAGUGUUUUUUACCCAUUAUUCAUACGCCGAAUAUUUUGUGGCUAGCUUUCUUUGGGACAAUUUUGAAUAUGUGAAAAAUACUAUUAAAAAUGUUUUGUCCUGUUUUCCAGGAAUAAGAAAGUUUUUUAUAAAAAUAAUUGAAAAAGAAGACAUUUCAUUCGUAUCAGAAAUCGUUCAAGAGGCGUCUUUGUUUUCUGAAGAAUUUGUCUUAUGGGCUUGUGAAAGUAAUGCUAUUGAAUUGUUAAAAUUUGUUAUUUCAAAAGAAAACCAGCGUUGGACAAAAGAGGAAGAAAUGCUCCAAAUUGCUAUUAUAAAUGGCAGUGACAAAAUAUGUUCCUAUUUGAUAGACGACUGUCAAGUGCAUCCCGAUGUUGAGCUUUAUGGUGGAUUUGCUCCUUUACAUGUGGCCAUUGAGGGUGAUCAAAGACAUAUAGUUCAGUUGCUGCUAGAAAAGGGAGCUGACGUUAAUAUUCGUGACGCAAAAUUGAAUUCCGAUACCCCAAUUUCUGCAAAACCCCCACUUCAUUUUUCACUUUUUGGUAAUAAAGGGGCCGAGGAUAUAAUAAUAAAAGGAAAUGUCAACAUUGGCGCAUUGACUCACGAGAAUUGCACACCGCUUCAUUUAGCAUGCCUCAAUGGUCAUAAAGAGAUCGUGGAAAUAUUAAUUAGGAGAAAAGCCAACAUUGACGCACUGGCUCUUGAGAAGUCCACACCACUUCAUUUAGCAUGCCUUAAUGGUCAUAAAGAGGUUGUGGAAAUAUUAAUAAAGGAAAAAGCCAACGUUGACACAUUGGAUGAAAGGAAGUUGACACCGCUUCAUUUUGCAUGCCACAAGGGCCAUAAAGAAGUUGUGGAAGUACUAAUUAGGGAAGAAGCUAACAUUGACGCAUUGGCUUUUGAGAAUUUCACUCCGCUUCAUGUAGCGUGCCUUAAUGGUCAUAAAGAGGUUGUGGAAGUAUUAAUUAGGGAAAAAGCCAACGUUGAAGCAUUGGCUCUCGAGGAUUGCACACCUCUUCAUUUGGCAUGCCUGCAUGGUCAUAAAGAGGUUGCGGAAAUACUAAUUAGGGAAAAAGCUAACAUUGACGCAUUGGAACUCAAGAAUUGCACACCUCUCCAUUUAGCGUGCCUUAAUGGUCAUAAAGAGGUUGUGGAAAUACUAAUUAAGGAAAAUGCCAACAUUGAGGCAAUAGCUCUCGAGAAUUACACACCGCUUCAUUUGGCAUGCCAGAAUGGUCAAAAAGAGGUUGUGGAAGUAUUAGUUAGGGAAAAGACCAACAUUAACGCAUUGGCUCUCGAGAAUUGCACACCGCUUCAUUUAGCGUCCCUCAAUGGUCAUACAGAAGUUGUGGAAAUUUUAAUUAGGGAAAAAGCCAACAUUGACGCAUUGGAUCUCGAGAAUUGCACACCGCUUCAUUUAGCGUGUCUUAAUGGUCAUAAAGAGGUUGCGGAAGUAUUAAUAAGGGAAAUAGCCAACGUUAACCCAUUGGAUGAAAAGAAGUCCACACCGCUUCAUUUGGCAUGUCAGAAUGGUCAUAAAGAAGUGGUGGAAAUACUAAUUAGGGAAAAAGCUAACAUUGACGCAAUGGCUCUCGAGAACUACACACCGCUUCAUUUUGCAUGUCUGAAUGGUCAAAAAGAGGUUGUGGAAGUAUUAAUUAGAGAAAAAGCCAACAUUGAUGCAUUGGCUCUCGAGCAUUGCACACCGCUUCAUUUAGCGUCCCUCAAUGGUCAUACAGAAGUUGUGAAAAUUUUAGUUAGCGAAAAAGCCAACAUUGACACAACGGAUUUCAGGAAUUGCACACCGCUUCAUUUAGCGUGCCUUAAUGGUCAUAAAGAGGUUGCGAAAGUAUUAAUAAGGGAAAUAGCCAACGUUAACCCAUUGGAUGAAAAGAAGUCCACACCGCUUCAUUUGGCAUGCCAGAAUGGCCAUCACGAGGUUGUGGAAAUACUAAUUAGGGGAAAAGCCAACAUUGACGCAAUGACUCUCGAGAAUUGCACACCGCUUCAUUUAGCGUCUUUUAAUGGUCAUAAAGAAGUUGUGGUAAUAUUAGUUAGGGAAAAAGCCAACAUUGAUGCAACGGAACUCAGAAAUUACACACCGCUUCAUUUGGCGUGCCUUAAUGGCCAUAAAGAGGUUGUGGAAAUAUUAGUUAGGGAAAAUGCCAACGUUAACCCAUUGGAUGAAAAGAAGUCCACACCGCUUCAUUUGGCAUGCCAGAAUGGCCAUAAAGAGGUUGUGGAAAUACUAAUUAGGGGAAAAGCCAACAUUGACGCAAUGACUCUCGAGAAUUGCACACCGCUUCAUUUAGCGUCUUUUAAUGGUCAUAAAGAAGUUGUGGUAAUAUUAAUUAGGGGAAAUGCCAACAUUGACGCAUUGGAACUCAGGAAUUGCACACCGCUGCAUUUGGCAUGCCAGAAUGGUCACAGAGAGGUUGUGGAAAAACUUAUUAGGGAAAAGUCCAACGUUGACGCAUUGGCUUUCGGGAAUUGCACACCACUUCAUUUGGCGUGCCUUAAUGGUCAUAAAGAGGUUGUGGAAAUAUUAGUUAGGAAAAAAGCCAACAUUGACGCAUUGAAUCACAAGAAUUGCAAACCGCUUCAUCUAGCGUGCCUUAAAGGUCAUAAAGAAAUUGUGGAAAUAUUAGCUAGAGAAACAGCCAACAUUGACGCAGUGGAACUCAGUAACUACACACCGCUUCAUAUAGCGUGCCUUAAUGGUCAUAAAGAGGUUGUGGAAAUAUUAGUUAAGGAAAAAGCCAACGUUGACGCAUUGGCUGAAAAGAGUUUCACACCGCUGCAUUUGGCAUGCCUGAAUGGUCAUAAAGAGGUUGUGGAAAUACUUAUAAGGGAAAAAGCCAACGUUGACGCAUUGGAUGCAAUGAAGUCCACACCGCUUCAUAUGGCAUGUCAGAAUGAUCAUAAAGAGGUUGUGGAAGUAUUAUUAAGGGAAAAUGACAACGUUGACGCAGUGGAUGAAAAGAAUUUCACACCACUUCAUUUAGCAUGCCAGAAUGGCCAUGAAAAGGUUGUGGAAGUAUUGGUUAGGCAACAAGCCAACGUUGACGCAUUGGCUGAAAAGAAUUUCACACCGCUUCAUUUAGUAUGCCUGAAUGGUCAUAAAGAGAUUGUGGAAGUAUUGAUUAGGGAACAAGCAAACGUUGACGCACUGACUGAACAGAGUUUCACACCGCUACAUUUAGCAUGCCACAAUGGUCAUAAAGAGGUUGUGGAAAUAUUAAUUAGGGAAAAAGCCAACGUUCAUGCAUUGGCUGAAAAGAAUUGCACACCGCUACAUUUAGCAUGCUACAAUGGUCAAAAAGAGGUUGUGGAAAUAUUAAUUAGGGAAAAUGCCAACGUCCAUGCAUUAGCUGAAAAGAAUUUCACAACGCUUCAUUUUGCAUGCCAGAAUGGUCAUAAAGAGGUUGUGGAAAUAUUAUUGAGAGAAAAUGCCAACAUUGAAGCAUUGGAUCAAGAGAACUCAACACCUCUUCAUGUGGCAUGCCAGAAUGGUCAUAAAGAGGUUGUGGAAAUAUUAUUGAGAGAAAAUGCCAACAUUAACGCACUGGAUGACAAAUAUCGUACACCACUUGAUUUGGCAUACCACAAUGGUCAUGAAGAGGUGAAAGCAUUAAUAAGAGAUGCCAACUGAAAUGCCAACUUUUCAGCUACUUCCACUAAUAACUUACAUUCCCUAUUAGCAAAGAAUAAGAAUAUUAAGAAUGCCCACUCCGCUGAUGCUCGGGGGGACACUACCGCAGCGCUAUCUGCGGAUGAAAGUUCAACCUUCAUGCGGUAGUGUGCGUUACUGAUUGUAUGCGGAUACACAAACAUACGCACACUACCUUCUCUUAUGACAAAUCACGAUCACUGUUACAUAGAGCUUCCACCUUGAAACGCUUAGAGAGCGCCACUUGUCUUGUCACUUGACGUUUACAUAGAAAAAGACAAGAGAGGGCAUUCUUUCUAUUUUUAUUCUUUGCUAUUAGCUUCAUUCCCUAUUUGUUUUAAAGUUUCUCGAAGCACUUUUUUUGUAAAAUUUCUUCGGAAAUUCUAUGAAAAAUCUGUCAGUAUCUCUGAGACUUUCUCUCUGGGUAGCUUAAGGGUUUCUGCGGGAAUUCCUCCCAUGCAUGAACUUCGGAGUUCCCUUCGAAAACUUGCCAAUUAAUUCCUCAAACAGUUCUCUUGAUCAAUGGAUUAUUUUGAGUUCCAUCUAGUGAAUGCUUGUGAAACUUCUCCACGGAUAUUUGUUGCCAUUAUAUACUAGGAGUAGUUCGUGAAAGAAGAUUCGCGAUUAAUUCCUGGCUACAUUCCUGCAGUAAUUCUUGGGUGUCUUCUCCUAACGAUUAGUAUUUCUCUACAUCUCCAAAGAGGAACGAGGAAUAUGAAAAGCUUUCAUUUCCAGCUAUAAUUAUUAUUGUAUGUUUUUUGUUCAGUAGUUAUGAUUUUUUUAAAGUAAGGAAAAGCCUAAAUUCACCACAUCGAAUUGAAGCACAUCGAAAUCUUUAUCAAUUAAGCUGAAAAUUUGACCAGAAGUUCACUUUAGCAUGAGAAUUAUGAAACUUCCUUGACCGGUGGGAUUCGAUAAAUUUUUCAAAAAUUUGAACAUGUCUACUGGGCAUCAACAUUCAUGAAACAAUAAUUAUAAAUAGUAUAUAAUAGAAAUAUACAUUUGCAUUGUCUCAACACAGCAAAAGAAGUAUUUUCACAAAACGUUCAAAUUCAGCUGAUUCUCCAAUAUUGUCUAAGACCUCUGUCGUAGUUGCUUAUGCCUGCACGAUCAAAAUUGAAUAUAUAAAUAUAUUAUAUACCAAGCAGCUACAGCUCAAUGAACAAUUGCAUUAUCAAUUCCUAGCCAGAGAGCGCAAAACUAUCUGUCAUUUAUUGCAGUUUCUGUACAUAAAGUAGAUAUACGACAAUUUUCAAUCUAUCCAGCAUUUUAUGAGCGCUAAUGGCCGCCAGAAUUUUUCUCACUUUCUGGUAGGGAUCAGCCGAUUUGACGUUUGGCUUGUGUCGUUUGGCAGCUAAUCGAUAAGAUCCCCAAGUAACCACGCUGUUGAAGCUGUACGUAUUGCAUCAAUAACGCACAUAUAUUGACAUGCAUUACCCUAUAUAAACCAUUAAAGUUGAAUUAAAGUGGGAAGUGGCGCCACUAUUGUUGAUUUACGAUUAUACCAGUAUAAUCGUAAGUCAGCAAUAGUGGCGCCACUUGCCACUUUAAUUCAACUUUAAUGGUAAAUGUAGGGCAAUGCAUGCCAAUAUAUGCGCUUUAUAUACGCAAUCCGUACGUCUUCAACAGGAUGGUUACUUGGGCGACCAUCAAUCUUAUCGAGCAACUGUCAAACGACACAGACCAGAUGUCAGGUCGGCUGAUACCUACAAGAAAGUGAGGAAAAUUUUGGCGGCCAUAAGCGCUCGUAAAAUGCUGGACAACACACAACAAUUGUAAGUUAGUAACAAAUGCAGCCCUCGAACAUUGUAUAACACUUGAAAUAAAAUACUUUUAUGAAAA